This is a messenger RNA of Culicoides brevitarsis, 1789 nucleotides long. Its product is annotated as protein odd-skipped-like. Bases 193 to 1239 code for a protein of 348 amino acids. Gene Ontology annotation, biological process: embryonic hindgut morphogenesis; embryo development; embryonic pattern specification. The transcript is spliced from 2 exons. Gene Ontology annotation, molecular function: RNA polymerase II transcription regulatory region sequence-specific DNA binding; DNA-binding transcription factor activity, RNA polymerase II-specific. Lineage: Eukaryota; Metazoa; Arthropoda; Insecta; Diptera; Ceratopogonidae. Gene Ontology annotation, cellular component: nucleus. The record is from RefSeq and is a predicted model, not a curated record.
UUUUAAAAAAUACUAAAUAAUUACCAAAAACAAUCAAGUGAAGUGAAUUUACAAACUUUUUUUUUAAAUAAAAAAAAAUAUUUUUACUUUUGGGAAAAAAUAUAAGAGUGACUCAUGUUCAAGUUUAACAAUUGAACAUCACACAAAUUUCUGAAAAUUAAAUAAUUAACAAACAAAAAAAUUUUAAUAAAAAUGUCGAUCAAUUCAUCAGAAAGCGAUAUCAGCAUUGAGGAUUUACAAUCAAGAACACAAGAUUUUACUGAUUUUACAUCAACAACAAUCAAACGUGAGCCUCCAACGACAGUUUCUCCUAUGCUCACGCCUCCCCAUACACCAACUGAGGAGCCAUCACAUCCAAUUCCUUCAUCGACGAUAAUAUCAUCUCCAACAGCUACAUACGACUAUUCGUUACAUCGUACCUCGCCAUCCGAUUAUUAUACAAUGAACAACUAUCCGCACAAUGCUCUUCCUCAACAACUUCCAUCAUCGCAACGUAGCGCUUGGCAAGCUCCCGUUACAUUGCAUGGACAAUCGCCAUACACAGCUCUUCCAUAUCCCGCAGCAACAGGAGCUCCAAAUAGUGCGACGUCACAAAAUCAUCAUGCCGUUCUCAUGUCACAUUGGAUCCGAAACGCCGCUUUCUAUCAACAUCAUUUCCAACGUCAAUAUCCUUAUCCAACAGGACCAAAUCGUUUGCAUCCUCACGUAAAACCCGCCGGAGCUCUCGGAACACGCCCAAAGAAACAAUUCAUCUGCAAAUACUGCAAUCGUCACUUUACCAAAUCAUACAAUUUGCUUAUCCACGAACGCACGCAUACCGACGAACGCCCAUAUUCUUGCGAUAUUUGUGGAAAAGCAUUCCGUCGUCAAGAUCAUUUGCGCGAUCACCGUUACAUCCAUUCCAAAGAUAAGCCCUUCAAGUGUACGGAUUGCGGAAAAGGAUUUUGUCAAUCACGCACAUUAGCUGUACACAAAGUUCAACAUUUGGAAGAAUCGCCCCAUAAAUGCGGCAUUUGCAAUCGUACAUUCAAUCAACGCACUCUUCUUAAAGCUCACAUGCAACAACAUGAACAGCAGCAACAGUCGACGCCGCAGCAAAAACAAGACUUGAAGCGUCCCGCGACGGAACAACUGCUGGAUUUGUCGCAAAAUCGUUCAAGCCCGAACACAACGACAGGCGCAAGCCCGAACAAAACUCGCAAAUUGGGUUUCACAAUUGAUGAAAUUAUGAAACGGUAAAUCCUAAACAAGUUUCUUUGAUAGAAAGUUGCAUGUUCCUUUAUAGACACAAGAUUGAAUGUAUGAAAUAAUUAUUUAUUUUUCUGUUACCUGAUAUAUAAAUGUAUAAAAAAAAUCCCUUUUUGUGUAAGAAUCAGGGUUCAACCAAAAAUGUAAUAGAAUAGGUCAAACAAUUCUCAGGCACGCAAAAGUAGAAAUUGCACCAAAGAUUGAAAAUAGUUCCCAUAUCGGCUCUCUUUCUCUCUCGUAAAGUUUAAAACCGUCCAAACAAGCAACAGGUUUGCUUUCGAAAUCUUUGCCCACACUCACAUCAUCUCACACGUGAUUGAUGAAUUGACGCCCCUUUAAACUCUUUUUUAUAACAACUACGAAUCACACACAAAGCAAACGAAAGAAAAAAAGUAUUAUUAGACUUAUUACAUUGUUGUAAAUAAUAAUCGUAACUUAUAAAUAAAUAUGUAUAAUUGUAUAACUAUAUAAAUGUCAAUGAAUAAUUUAAAUAAAAAAAGUAUUCUUUAUGUAAAUAAAAUGUAAAAAUAUCUUAAGAUAG